GCGUGUUCGCGGACGUCAUUGUAAAAGCCCGUUCAACGAUACUUUACCAAUUAAGGAUUUUUACAAUAAGGGGAGAUUGGGAGAGAGAGCUGGUUUUGUGCCGAUCCCCGGGCACAUACCAGGCACUCGCUGCAGCAGGAGGGUCGCUCCCGGAGAAGCUCCCGUGGCGGGACGCUCUCGAAGCCGUGAAGUCAGGCAGCAGUCGGAGGGAGCUAUCGAUUGACAGGCAGCAACAAGACUGCGAGCGCUCGCUCUCUGCCUUUACCAUGAGCAACGCGAGUCAAAAGCUGGGCUCGCCCGCGGCACCAGCGGCGGCGGCGGCGGCGGCGGCAGACGGAGAGAUGCCAGCCACCGAGAAGGACCUGGCGGACGACGCGCCCUGGAAGAAGAUUCAGCAGAACACAUUCACCCGCUGGUGCAACGAGCACCUCAAGUGUGUGAACAAGCGGAUCGCCAACUUACAGACAGACCUGAGCGAUGGGCUGCGCCUCAUCGCCCUGCUGGAAGUUCUCAGCCAGAAGAAGAUGUUCCGAAAGUUUAACCAGCGACCCAACUUCAGGCAGAUGCAGCUGGAGAACGUGUCGGUGGGCCUGGAAUUCUUGGACCGGGAAAAUAUCAAGUUAGUCUCUAUCGGUGAGUGUUAG
This is a messenger RNA of Hypanus sabinus (Atlantic stingray), 644 nucleotides long. RefSeq lists its product as uncharacterized. Bases 267 to 644 code for a protein of 125 amino acids. Gene Ontology annotation, molecular function: actin filament binding. Gene Ontology annotation, biological process: actin cytoskeleton organization. Lineage: Eukaryota; Metazoa; Chordata; Chondrichthyes; Myliobatiformes; Dasyatidae. The record is from RefSeq and is a predicted model, not a curated record. The transcript has 3 exons.